This is a messenger RNA of Diabrotica virgifera virgifera (western corn rootworm), 1705 nucleotides long. RefSeq names its product facilitated trehalose transporter Tret1-2 homolog. Bases 137 to 1603 code for a protein of 488 amino acids. The record is from RefSeq and is a predicted model, not a curated record. Lineage: Eukaryota; Metazoa; Arthropoda; Insecta; Coleoptera; Chrysomelidae. Gene Ontology annotation, molecular function: transmembrane transporter activity. Gene Ontology annotation, biological process: transmembrane transport. Gene Ontology annotation, cellular component: membrane. The transcript has 2 exons.
UUUAAUGACAUUUUACAGUAUUUGUUUACUAGGGUGAAGAAAGAUAGUAUUAAAUUAUAUUUAUUUGUAAAUAUAAUUUGUAUAUUUUAUAUAAUUUAUAUAUUUGUGAAUAGUUAUAAACAGUCCGUUGCUUAAGAUGGAGAAAAAUAAUAAAGAAUUGUAUGAAGUUAAAUAUAUUUGUGAAGAACCGGAAACUACACCAGAGUUCAAUUCUAAUAAUCCCAAGAAGCCCGAAACUGCGUUUUUAUAUUUUACAAUUAUAACAGCAAUUUUAACAUGGAUUGCUGGAGGCAGUGCAAUUGCAUGGUCAUCAUCGGCCGUUUUAAAAUUAACUUCAAAUGACACCAGUAUAAAUCCGCUAGGAAGACCAAUAUCCACAGUCGAAAUAUCUACGUUACUGGCUAUCCCGGGAGUCAUGGGUAUUAUUGGUUCCCUAGUUUUUCCAAAGUUGGGCGACAUUAUAGGAAGAAAAAGAAGUUUAUAUCUUGCUGGAUGGUUGAUGAUUGUUAGUUUUGGUGGAGCUGCAUUUUCGACUCGUAUGGAUGUACUGGUUUGUUUCAUUACUUUAUUGAACUUCUUUUUUUCUGCUGUUCUUGGUAUAGUUCCUAUAUAUUUAACAGAAGUAUGCGAAAAUCAUAACAGAGCUAAAUUUGGUUGUUUUAUGAGCCUUUGCAUACCUCUUGGACAACUUUACUCCUAUUGCAUUGGACCUAUAUUUUCGUUUGCUCUAUUUACUUUCAUGUCGUCAGCUUCUUUAAUUCCCUUUUUACUAUGUUUUCCGUUUGUUCCAGAGAGUCCUGUUUACGUCUUGUCCAAAGAAAGAAAUGUGGAAUGUAUAAAUAUAAUAAAAAAAUUACGUAGUAAUAAAGAUUAUAUAGAAAUAGAAGCAGAUUUUAAAAUGAUAAGUGACGAUUUAUCAAUAGCAACAAGAUCAAAAGGAAUAAAUAUACUUAGUCUGUUUUACAGUAAGCAGGGUCGAAUUGGUACAAUGUUAGGAAUGUUACCAAUUAUGGUACAAUAUCUAUGUGGUGUGCCAGUUUUUAUGACCUUAAUGGCACCUAUUUUAAAUGAGUCUGGAUCGGAUUUUUCUGGAUAUACAUUAGCAAUUAUGGUUGGGUUUUUAAAACUAACCAUCUUUAGUUGUAGUUCAUUAAUAGUAGAAAGAGUAGGCAAAAAGCCACUAUUACUUAUAUCAUCUAUAGGAGCCUCAGUGUCAAUUUCAUUACUUGGUUUGUUUUUCUAUUUAAAAUACAUUGGUUCGGAUUUCGUACUUCAUUAUCGAUGGGUACCUCUUGCUUGUGUAAUGAUGUACUUUAUUUUUUAUUCCAUAGGCCUAGGUCCAAUUUCAAUGACUGUAUUUGGGGAACUAUUUCCUCUCGAGGCAAGAUCUGCGGCAUCAGCAUUUAUAUUAACUUUCACCAGUAUCAUACUAACUUGCUACCUUUCGGGCUAUCCACUAGCUGCUGAAGCUCUUGGUAUGCACUGGUGUAUGUGGAUUUUCGGAUAUUUUGCCUUAGUCGGUGCUUUUCUUAUUUACUUUUUCUUUCCAAAUACCACAGGAAAAAGUAUUGUUGAAAUUCAGGAGCUCCUAAAAAAUUAUUAAUUAACCAGUAUACUUUACAUAAUACACUUCUUGGUUGUAAAUUAUAAAUAUAUUAUGUACUGAGAAUAUUAUACAAAAAAUAAAUAGUUAUUUCAUUUGGAA